Molecule: messenger RNA, 618 nt
Organism: Paramecium tetraurelia
Lineage: Eukaryota; Ciliophora; Oligohymenophorea; Peniculida; Parameciidae
Exons: 4
Source: RefSeq, a predicted model, not a curated record
AUGAGGUUUUCUAAAUAUAUUGGCAGAAUCCUCUUAGCCAUCUUGUAUGUCCAUGCAGGAUUCUCUUAAUUUUUUCAUUAAGAUUCCUACAUCCACUACGUCAACAUACGAUACCCAGUAUUUUAUGCAUAUGCAACAAAUCUAAUUGGAUCAUCCUUGGAGAAUAUCGAAACAUUGAAACCAGCUAAUUUUAUUCAAUACACUCCAAACAUAAUACUCGCCUUUGGGAUAACAUAAACAUUGCUUGGAUUUGCUGUUGGAAUAGGAAUCCAAAAGGCUGGGUAUUUUUUAGCAUUUCUAACAGUGAUAAUAACUGGAUAUGCUCACAAUCCUCUAAUUUACUCAAAAUAAGUAGAUAUUGAUAGAGAAUAUCUGUAAAUAAUUUUUAAUAUUGGAAUCAUAGGAGCCUUAUUUUUAGUUCGCAAAAACAAAAGUAGUAAAAAUUUGAAUGCCAAGAAUGCAACUGAAUCCAUUGUAGAGGAGUUGAAAAAACCUGAAUAACCCCAGCAAUAAAAUAAGGUGACAAUUCCCCAAGGGAAUGCAAAAAAAGCAAAAGGAAAGGCUUUAUGAGUAAUUUAUUUCGUUUUGAUAAUAAUGUUAAAGAAUUGAUUUCUUAAA